Molecule: messenger RNA, 1134 nt
Organism: Micromonas pusilla CCMP1545
Lineage: Eukaryota; Viridiplantae; Chlorophyta; Mamiellophyceae; Mamiellales; Mamiellaceae
Exons: 1
Coding region: 40-1071 (343 amino acids)
Source: RefSeq, a predicted model, not a curated record
AACCCCGGCGAGCUCAGGCUCCUCGGCGACUCCGACCUGAUGAUCUCCGAGAUCUGCCUCGGCACGAUGACGUUCGGGAAGCAAAACACCGAGCGCGACGCGCACGCGCAGCUGUCGUACGCGGUCGACGCGGGCGUCAACUUCAUCGACACCGCGGAGAUGUACCCCGUCCCGACCGAGGCGGCGAGGCAGGGAAAGACGGACGAGUACAUCGGCACGUGGUUGCGAUCCCGCCGCCGCGAGGACGUCGUCCUCGCGACCAAGGUGAGCGGCCGCAGCGAUCGCAUCACGUGGCUCCCCCGCGGCGACAACGAGACGCCGCGCGUGAAGCGCAAGCACAUCAUGGAGUCCGUGGAGCACUCGCUGUCGCGCCUCCAGGUGGAUCACAUAGAUUUACUGCAGAUUCACUGGCCGGAUCGCUACGUCUCGCUGUUCGGCGCGUCGCCCUACGACGUCGCCAACGUCAACGACGACGACGUCCCGUUCGAGGAGCAACUCCGCGCGUUCGACGACUUGAUUCGCCAAGGGAAGGUCCGGCACCUGGGCGUGAGCAACGAGACGAGCUGGGGCGUGUGCGAGUUCGCGCGGAUCGCGGCGACGAGCGGCAUGCCGAAGCUCGUGUCGAUUCAAAACAGUUACAGCUUGCUCACGCGCGGCGCGUUUGAAACGGAUCUCGCGGAGGUGUGCUCGCCGUCAAACGCCAACGUCGGUCUGCUGGCGUACUCCCCGCUCGCGGGCGGCGCGCUGACGGGUAAAUACCUCGGGGAGAGCCCGCCCGAGGGCGCGCGUUUCACGAUGUUUCCGGGGUACAUGGAGCGGUUCAACAAGAGCGCGACGAGGGAGGCGACGGCGGAGUACGCGAGGGUGGCGGGGGAGUACGGGCUCUCUCCCGCGGCGCUCGCGCUGGCGUUCGUGCGGUCGCGGUGGUUCGUCACGUCGACGAUCAUCGGCGCGACGUCGAUGGAGCAACUGGGGGAGAACAUCGACGCGUUUAACGUGGAGAUGACGCAGGAGUGUUUGGACGACAUCGACGCGGUGUAUAAGAAGUACAAAGACCCGGCGAUAAGUUAGUUAGACAAUAUUAAGUCGAUGGGGCAUAAUCCUUCUUAUCCGAAGUAAGAUUCGUAACGCGAC